Molecule: messenger RNA, 1377 nt
Organism: Ramularia collo-cygni
Lineage: Eukaryota; Fungi; Ascomycota; Dothideomycetes; Mycosphaerellales; Mycosphaerellaceae
Exons: 2
Coding region: 1-1377 (458 amino acids)
Source: RefSeq, a predicted model, not a curated record
AUGAGUUCUGCUCUUCUGGAAAACUUGGCCAAUGUGGAUGCCGGCGGCUGUCCAGCGCCAUUCAUCGGCGAGAGUCUCUAUCCCUAUCGAGGCGGUUUCUACGGGGGGCGAAAUUGUGCUCCAAACCCACUUGUCGACGCAUCCGAUACAGGCAACGUCUCGCGAUGCUGCAUACCUUGCCCGGUCUUCGACUACGUCUACGACGAUCAUUUCCAUGGCCAAUCCGAUGGCGCGGCUUGGGCGAACGUCGCCGGAUUCAUCCUCUGCGGCAUCCUUCUCAUAUCGUAUGCUGCUUUGCCGGCGAAGGUGACUCGUCGAUCGUUCCUCAACAUUAUCCUACUUAUCGGGAUCAUGAUGCUGGAGUUGGGAUUUAUUAUACCUCUUGGACAACAACCGGAACAGUGCUUCGAUCCUGUGACGCCGAAUGGGAUGAGAAGCUCGGCUACCUGUGCUGCGGGAGGCGGAUUUGCAACGUUUGGAGGCAUGGCACUGGUCUCUUGGGUGCUCGUCCGAGCAUUGUUUAUGCACCUGCAGAUAUGCUGGAGCAUCGUCCCUGAUCGGACAUACUACAUUGCUGCGAAUGUUGCUGUCUGGUCCAUCACGAUAGCUUUGACGUCCGCAGUCCUCGCGCAUGUCGGUGUUAGCUUCCGUUUUGGAGGUUACUGCCAUGUCAACGUGGGAUCCAUUUCGACGUACUGGGCCUGGUUGGUUGCAUUUGCGGGCAUCUCUCUCCUUUUGCAACUUGCUACCUUUGCAUACUGCCUUCAGGUCUACAUCUCGGCUGCAUUUGCAGGACGCCAGCAACUCACAGCUGGCAGCAACAAGUCGGGGUCAAUGAGCGGUACGACGCAGUCUCGAAACGCUCGGAUUACGGCCCGUCGAGUGUGGAAAGUACUGGCUCUCCAGUGGCGCUCCCUCGCGAUCGUCAUGAUAGCAAUCUUCACCACAGCCUUGGUGUGUGUGGUCUUCAUGGUGUACGACGACAAACUGACACAGGAAGCGUUUGUGAACACCGAUGCUCUCAUUCCGUGGAUACUGUGCAUUAUCGAAUUCCAGGACAAUAGUCGAUGCCUCAAUCUAACCGGGCCUAUCAUUCUUCCUCAGAAACUGGCGGUUGUCACGCUUUACUUCCUUGGCUUUGUGGGGAUCGAGGCCUUUCUGCUCUUGUUUCGAGUCGCGUUCAUGAAAUCCUGGCUAGACUUGUUACGGACGCCCUUUUGGAAGAAGAAGGCCAAGCGGAGCACCUGGACGGGCGAACGCGAUGCCACACCGCAUACCACCCCUCGGCGAGGCAAUGCUGUCCGGGGAGAGGAGAUUGACGGCGGAGACGAGACUUCGACCGAGGCUACCAAUGAGAGCUCCAAAGAGCAGGUUUAG